Molecule: messenger RNA, 1134 nt
Organism: Solanum pennellii
Lineage: Eukaryota; Viridiplantae; Streptophyta; Magnoliopsida; Solanales; Solanaceae
Product: probable long-chain-alcohol O-fatty-acyltransferase 5
Exons: 1
Coding region: 58-1110 (350 amino acids)
Biological process (GO): lipid metabolic process
Source: RefSeq, a predicted model, not a curated record
AUAUUGAAACUUUGUGAUAUAAUUAUAAUUUUUUUAAUCUCAAAAAAAAAGAAGAAGAUGUCUUCUAAUUAUAUUUGUUUUUCUGUAAUUCCCUCUCUUUGUUACUGUUAUUUCAUCUCUGCCAAAAUCCCAAAAGGUAUUCCAAGGCUAAUUUCACUUCUCCCCAUUUUUUACCUCUUCACAAUUCUCCCACUGUACUUUUCUUCUGCAUUUCUCACAGCAAUCACCACUUUCUCCAUUACAUGGCUUGCCAUCUUCAAGCUCGUGCUCUUCGCUUUCGAUCAAGGUCCGUUAAUUCACAAUGCAUCCAAUCAAAAAAUCAUAUCACUCCCCGUCUUCAUUUCCAUAGCCGCUCUACCUCUCAGAACCACCUUUACACCGAACCCUAACAGAAAAAACCCGAUGAGUUCAGCUCUACAACUUGUCAUAUUUGCGGUACUCAUGGAGAUUGUUCUUCAUCACAAAAGUGAAAUUCAUCCAAAAUUAGUGUUGAUUUUCUACAGUGUGAUGAUUUUCCUUAUGAUUGAUAUUCUAAUUUCUUUGUCUUCUCUUAUCGUUAAGAAUUUUCUGUGUUUAGAUAUAGAAAUUGAAUCACCAUCGGAUGAACCUUAUUUCUCAACUUCGCUACAGGAUUUUUGGGGAAGAAGAUGGAACCUCACCGUAACACAUACGCUGCGUUUCACGGUAUAUAAUCCGGUGAGGUUAGUGUUGUUGAAUGUGAUUGGUAGGAAGUGGGCCCAACAUAGUGCCUCGCUGGCAACUUUUUUAGUUUCGGGAUUAAUGCAUGAGCUGAUAUUUUACUAUGUUAAUAAUGGUGCGAGACCUUCGGGAGAAAUAACGGGCUUUUUUAUGUUACAUGGGCUUUGUUUAAUGGUGGAGAUUGAGGUAAAGAAGGCUUUGAAGGAUACAUUGCGGUUGCCCGGGCUUGUUUCGGGCCCGUUAGCGGUUGGGUUUGUGGUGGUUACUGCGUUAAGGCUUUUUUUUCCACCAAUAAUUAGAAAUGGUGUAGAUGAAAGUAUACUCGAAGAAGUUGGAUUUUGUUUUGAUUUUCUUAAAGAUAAAAUGCUUCAAUUUGUAAUUUUUGAUAAAAUUUGUAAUUUUGGCUACUAAUGUGAUGUAUCAUUAUUGAUAAAU